Molecule: messenger RNA, 1911 nt
Organism: Babesia bovis T2Bo
Lineage: Eukaryota; Apicomplexa; Aconoidasida; Piroplasmida; Babesiidae
Exons: 4
Coding region: 26-1885 (619 amino acids)
Source: RefSeq, a predicted model, not a curated record
UGACCAUGUUUUUACAUUGCAUGACAUGCGUAGACCGAAAGGUCUAAAGCAACGUAAACGCUCGAAAUUGAGUACCACAAAACUCAAAAAUGAACAGAAACGACGUAGGAAAAUUGCAAAACCUCGUCGUCCGCAGACUAAAAAGGAUGACGAUACAGAAAAAUCGCAACCUAAGGAUCAACUGCUCGCAAACUUUGGAAUAGAUCUUGGGUUUAUGGGACGUGACAUUUACGAAUGGCUUUGGCCAAAGCAAAGAUCCGUCAAUCGCAAAUCGAAUAAGAAAAAGGAAAUGUAUUUGGAGAAGGGUGGAUAUCUACCCGUGAAGAAGCCCAUCCUAUUGGACAAUAGUCUCAAUGCAGGCAAAUCACGCCGCAUUGGUGAUGUUAACGAGAAUCUAUGCCGUUAUAUAGUCCACAACUACGCUCAGGAACGUAUCGCCGAUAUUUACGGAAGGAUUGGAUUCCACAUGCGUCUAAAUCCUCGCAUACUAGCUCGUGAGGCAGCUGCUUUACUUGGUAAAUUUGGGAUAAAUAUGUUGAACCCAGAUGCUGAAGACUACGGGAGUAAUAUACAACCGGAUAUAAUGUGCCUAAGAAGGAUGAAAACCAAGAUCUAUGCCUUACUUGGUUGCAAGCUACUGAAGUAUCACUUGCUAUUGUUACUACGCUACAUUAGGUUGGGUAUUCCACCAGAAAUACGUGAUCGGUAUAUAUCUGACAUUCUUACAAGGGGUAACGUUGCACGUGCCUGUGACCAACUCUGUACUGAACAUGAGUCAUCAAAGGUGAUAUCACCCAAAGGAAGGUACUCGGUAACGCAGGAUGAGGCAUUGAAUCUCACCUAUCCCGAAAGGUUGGACUUUCAAUACCACGGAUACCCCUAUUCCGUGCAACCAUUUACAACAAUGGAUUCUGGAUUUGCACCAUCGAAUUUGGUCCACCCCAAGGUAUAUGAACGGCUGGGUGAACGAUCAAAGACCAAACUAGUCUAUAUUCAGGCAGCACUUUACCCUGAAUCGGCCCUUCAGAUAGUCAAAAACAUUAUACGUGUAGCGGGAUAUAAAUGCGAGAGGGAUCUUCUUUUAGACUUUUGUUUAGGGUCUAAAUUUGGUUCUAGAGGUGCUAGAUCAUUUGUAUCGAAACUAAAGGAAGAACUGAUCAGUGACCGCUACCUAUGCAAGGCAGCACAAUUGAUAACCGGCAACACAGAGCCUGUCUCUAUACACGAGGCACUAUCAACAUUAAGGGAAGUGUCAUCGGUAUCAGGGCUUGUAAAAAGGCAUAUCGGCUCAGGAAGGACAUUGAUGCCUAUAAACACUGCUCGCAUGAUAUUCAAGAGAAUACGAAAUAGAACCCCCCUAGAGCCUCGUGAUAUGGUUUUAUGGGAUAUCAUGCGCAAGGUACUAGAAACUAAAGUGCCCAACGCGCCAAGGCGCAUCCAGAAACAAGCUAGGAUGGAAGUACUUGCGACCGACACGUAUCUAUCUCCUUAUCUAGAUAUCUGUUUAAAAAAUAGGGGCAUUGAUCCGGCUGGCUUAAGUGAGAUUAGGGGCAACCUCCAGGAUAUGGACUACGACAAGAGGAAGUCGACUGCUAGGGCAGUGCGUAAGCAUAUUAGGCGACUGUGGAUAGACUCGGCAAAGGGCUCCAAAUGUGAAAUGGAGAGGCUGGGAAUGGAAAUUAUCGAUGCCAUGGCAUCCGCUGCGGGAUAUGGAGGAUUGAAUAACGUUAUAAUCCUCGUGAAGAUGCUUUCCAAGCCCCCAGCAAAUAAACAUGAAGCUAGGUGCAGACAACCGGGGCCGGAGUUCGAACGAUCUGCCAAGUUAGAGAUUAAGGACUUCAAAUACAAAAAUCUGGAUGCAUAUGCCAACAUUCAAUCAGAUUAGCAACAUAUAUAAUACAUAGCCUUCCU